CCCGGUAUUUCACACUACAGAUAAACACCCUACCACUGAUAACACAACAACGCCCCUAAAUAUCAGUCGUUCCGGUCGUUUGUUUAAUUCAUGUCAAGAUAGGAGGCGCCUGCCGAAUCUUUUUGCAAUGUUUACAUUUUCCAAAGUGAAUAUCACACUAUACACCGUCAAUUGAUCCAGGAUGGAGGACGAAAACAUUUCUGGGACGAAGGUUCGUUACGGCUACGACAACAACGCUUACGAUGAGAUAUCCCUCGAUGACGUGCACGUAAAGCCUGACGGAAAUGCACGAAGUGGCUCGAAGGCGAAGAUUUCUGGUCGAAGUCUGCUGGUGGUUCUGAGUAUCCUAGUGACUGAGCUGUGUGAGAGGUUGACCUACUACAGCGUGGUCAGCAACCUCGUGCUCUACUGCACCAACUACCUCAAGUACCCCAGCUUUGACGCCGCAAACAUCAACUACGUGUUCACAGGGACCGUGUACAUUUUCCCCGUGGCGGGCGGGUACGUGGCUGAUGCCUUGGCGGGUCGCUAUAACACAAUCCUCGGAUCAGGAUUCAUCUACACUCUAGGACUGUUUCUGCUUCCGGCCUCCGCCAUGGACUUCAGUGACAUGUUCGAACAAGAUGACGACGGGUCGGUGUUUGAUUUAAGCCUGAGUACCAGAAGAGCAUUCUACUUGACUGGUCUUGUCUUCAUCGCCAUAGGAACGGGAGGAAUCAAAGCUAAUGUCGGUCCGUUUGGAGCUCAGCAAGUCGAAAAACUGGGUGAUGAAGCAGUUCAGACUUUCUUCAACUGGUUUUACUGGUUCAUCAACAUGGGAGCGCUGAUCGCCUACUCGGCGGUGGGCUACAUCCAACAGGAGAUCAGCUUCGCUUGGGGCUUCCUCGUCCCGCUCCUCAGCAUGGUCCUAGCACUCGUCAUAUUCCUCUUCUCGAAAAACAACUACGAGCAUCUACCACCUCAAGGAAGUGUUCUAACGACAGCGUUUAAGAUCUGCCGAGCUGGCUGUAAGAAACCCGCUAACCCGGGUGAGAAGGUGAAAUAUUUCGACAAGGCUCGCACGUCUCACGGCGGGAAGUUUGACGACUACACGGUGGACGGGUUGAUCUGCGUUCUCCGAGUCCUGCCCACCUGUGUUCUCGUCAUAGUCUACUGGGCCAUCUACUCGCAGAUGUCGUCCACAUUUUUCCUGCAAGGAGAGAGGUUAAAUGUCGCAGUUGGAAACGGGAAGUUGCCGGUGGCUAUCUUGAACGACUUCGACACACUCGCUAUUCUGCUGCUGAUUCCGAUCGUAGACCGGCUGGUUUAUCCGUUUUUUACCCGAAUUGGUCGACCACUGACUCACCUCAAGCGCAUAGGGAUCGGCUUUGUUCUGGCCUCGGUGUCAAUGGUGGCAGCGGGAGUGUUAGAAAUCUACCGGAAGGACGAGCUGCGGUCUAGCGGAGGAGUCAUACAGGAGCUGGCAGGCGACGACUUCAACUCAUCCCACAUCUCCAUCUUCACGCAGAUCCCGCAGUUCGCUUUCAUAGGAGCCAGCGAGGUGUUUGCUAGUAUUUCAGGUUUGGAGUUUGCGUUCACCCAGGCGCCCCCCUCCAUGCAGGGGGUUCUCACAGGACUGUUCUUCGCUGCUUCUGGCAUCGGCAACUACCUGUCCUCAGCGAUAUUGGCCAUCAUCACGGCGGCAACUGAAAGCGAUCCAUGGCUACCAGACGAAAUCAACAAAGGCAAAUUAGAAUACUAUUUCUUUCUCUUAGGCGUCCUCAUGCUGUUGAAUUUUAUUGUUUUUGUCUUCACAAGUAUCGUGACGUCACCCAGCCUGCCCCAGAUGAGACACCGACAGCCGGUGACGUCAAUAUUAUAAAACCUGAUGAGGAUGUUAACACCAAACUGUAGUAUUGAAGAAAACAAGAUUUCAUAACAAUCUACUGAACUUGUGGGUCGGAGCCAAAUAAACCACUUUUGAAAAGCGAUAAGGAUACUAAACGUGUAAUACGUUUUGGACGAUACAAGUUCAGUAACGAAUUCACAAUGCAUUAAAUGGUUAUUGUGAGUCUUGUAGUGGUCUAAUUAAUUAUUAUAAUUAAAUAUAAUAGUUACUAUUAUUAUUUUAAUAUUUGUAAAAUGUUAUAUUCAUUGUCAUUUUGUAAA
Molecule: messenger RNA, 2148 nt
Organism: Gigantopelta aegis
Lineage: Eukaryota; Metazoa; Mollusca; Gastropoda; Neomphalida; Peltospiridae
Product: solute carrier family 15 member 4-like
Exons: 10
Coding region: 182-1861 (559 amino acids)
Biological process (GO): transmembrane transport; oligopeptide transport
Cellular component (GO): membrane
Molecular function (GO): transmembrane transporter activity
Source: RefSeq, a predicted model, not a curated record